Messenger RNA from Ziziphus jujuba (common jujube), 2934 nucleotides. RefSeq names its product receptor-like protein 6. Lineage: Eukaryota; Viridiplantae; Streptophyta; Magnoliopsida; Rosales; Rhamnaceae. Bases 1 to 2934 code for a protein of 977 amino acids. The record is from RefSeq and is a predicted model, not a curated record. Gene Ontology annotation, molecular function: protein binding. The transcript has 2 exons.
AUGAAGAGGGAUAUGUUCAAUCGGUUCCUCUUGUUUUUGCUAGUGAUCCUCUUAUAUCCAUGUCUGUUCCAUUCACAUUCUCUACACCUAAAUUCCACACCCAUUACUUUCUCUGUCUGCCUCCCUCACCAAAGCUCUAUUUUACUCCAACUUAAAACUGAGUUUACAUUUCAAAGGCGUGAAUACUAUGAUGAUAUUUUGAAUAACAGCUAUCCAAAGAUGAAAUCUUGGAAGGCUGGCAGUGACUGCUGUUCUUCUUGGGAUGGUGUCUCAUGCGAUAUGGCAACUGGUUAUGUAAUGAGCCUUGACCUCAGCAUGAGUUGGCUUCAUGGGCCUCUGCAUUCUAACAGCAGCCUUUUCAGAUUGCUUCAUCUUCACGAGCUCAACCUUUCCUUCAACAACUUCACUUCUUGCCCGAUUCCUUCGGAGUUUGGCCAACUUUCAAGGUUAACUCAUCUCAACCUCUCUCAUUCUGUGUUUUCUGGGCAUAUUCCAAUAUCUGAAAUUUCAAGGCUUACAAAUUUGAUUUCACUUGAUCUUUCUUACUAUUUCUAUGAAUUGGACGGUAAUGAUCUUACUGGUGCUUUGCAUAUGAAAGAAGGAGAGGUGGGAAGGCUUACCCAAAACAUGACCAAUUUAAGACGAAUUUACCUUGAUUCGGUGCAAAUUGAUUCACAUGUACCUGUAGACUUUGCAAAUUUAUCUUCCUUGACACAUCUCUCUUUUUGGAGAUGCAAUUUGCUUGGAAAAGUACCAAAUUCGAUUGGCAACCUUAAAUCCUUGAAUAUUUUGAUUCUUCAGUACUGUAGUUUUUCUGGGAUUAUUCCUUCUUCGAUUGGGAAUCUUACUGAACUUAAACAUCUUUACCUUGAGAGUAAUGGAUUUAGCGGUCAAAUUUCAUAUUCAUUUGGAAACCUCACACAAUUGGAAGAUUUGAUUCUUUCAAGUAAUUCUUUCAGUGGCAAACUCCCAAUGUCACUCCCACAUCGUGUCAAAUCUAUCGAUUUUAGGGACAAUGAUCUGACAGGUUCAAUUCCAUCUGAUAUUUCUAACUUGACAUUCCUUGAGUGGCUUGACCUGUCAAAUAAUUCAUUCACUGAAGUCAUUCCUGGUUCUUUAUUUAAACUACCUUCUUUGACAUGCUUAUCUUUGGAAAACAAUCAGUUUACAGGCUAUCUCAACAUCCAAAACGUCUCUAAUUCAUCCCAAUUAGAAUCUCUGAUAUUAAGUGGAAACAACUUAACUGGACAUAUUCCAAGUUCAGUGUCCAAAUUCACAAUGCUUUCCUAUCUUAACCUUGAUUCAAAUGAUUUUAGUGGCAGACUCGAUUUUGGCAUCUUCUUAGAGAAGAGUUCGCUUUCUUCUCUGGUUCUUUCAAAUAACAGAGGCUUAUUUAUAACAAAUUUAAGUACAACAUCCACUCUCUCCAAUCAAUUUCAGGGAAUAUAUUUAUCCUCUUGCAACAUCAAAGAGUUCCCUAUAUUCCUGAAAACACAAGGUAAAUUGGAGGCAUUAGAUCUUUCCAACAAUAAUAUCAGCAAUCCAAUUCCCAGAUGGUUGUUGAGCAUUGGGACAGAGACCUUGUAUAACUUGAAUCUUUCUCACAACUUCAUUCACGGUUGGGAAAAAGCUCCGUUAAUUCUUCCGUGGAAGGUAAUGGAUACACUUGACCUACAUUCAAACAUGUUGCAUGGAUCACUUGUUGUUCCACCAAUGUCCACAACAUACUUUUCCAUCUCAGAAAAUAGUUUGGUUGGAAGAAUUGAUCCACUGUUUUGUAAAUUGAGGGAUCUUAGAUAUCUUGAUUUGUCAAGUAACAAUUUGAGCGGUACUAUUCCUCAAUGUUUGGGAAACUUCAGUAGCUCUCUCUUGGUUCUAAAUCUAAGAGGAAACAACUUGAACGGCAACAUGCCUAGCUCAUGUGGGGAUGGGAACCAAUUACAAACAUUGGACUUGAGCUACAACAAUUUACAUGGAAAGAUUCCACAGUCUCUAAUCAAAUGCAAAGAGCUGCAGAUUCUAAAUCUCGGCCACAAUCAAAUGACUGACACAUUUCCUUUUAUGGUACAGAGUUUUUCGAAGCUUCAAGUUCUCAUUUUAUCUUCCAAUAAAUUUUAUGGUCCAAUAUGGCAUCCACAUAGUUUUUUUGGCUUUGUGAACUUAUAUAUCAUUGAUCUGUCCUUCAAUGAUUUUACUGGAAGUUUACUGUCGCAAUACUUUCAAAAUUGGACUUCAAUGGAAGAAACUUCAUAUAAUAAGUCACAAUUGAAGUACAUUGGUGAGGGAUCAUAUAGCUACUCUGUUACCGUAGUAAAUAAGGGACAAAAUUUGCUUUACAUUAGAAUUUUUACUUUCUUCAUGUGCAUUGAUUUCUCAAACAACAAAUUCCAUGGAGAAAUUCCAAGGACAAUAGGGGAUCUUCAAACUUUAGUCGUGCUCAACUUGUCAAGUAAUAAUUUUACAGGACCCAUUCCACCAUCUUUAGAGAAUCUGAUUAAGCUUGAAUCCUUAGAUCUCUCUAAAAAUAAGCUUUCUGGUCAAAUCCCUCAGCAGUUUACUAGACUCACAUUUCUUGAAUAUUUGAACCUCUCUGAUAAUGAACUUGUGGGUCCAAUACCUCAAGCUGGACAAAUUGGUACAUUUGAAAAUUCUUCCUUUGAGGGAAACUGGGGAUUAUGUGGUCCUCCAUUGUCAAAAAAGUGUGGAACCUCUCCUUUACCACCUCAUGACAAUGAGAAAUCAGGUGAUUCAAUAUUAUCUGGUUUUGGUUGGGAAGCUGUUGGGAUAGGAUAUGGAUGCGGACUCAUAAUUGGAUUGAUGCCCGGAUAUAUCAUCACCUCAAGGAGCCCAUACUUGGCGUUCAAGAUUUUUCGUGUGAUCCCACCAAGAAGACUAAGAGGAGUAAACAGUUGUAAGCGCUUUAAGUUAAAGUAG